This is a messenger RNA of Rotaria sp. Silwood1, 2574 nucleotides long. The record is from the annotation of a GenBank genome assembly. Lineage: Eukaryota; Metazoa; Rotifera; Eurotatoria; Philodinida; Philodinidae.
AUGACGACGAAACCGUAUAAAAAAAGUAAAAGUUCAAGUCUGUAUUCAACAUUUGUUGAUGCUUAUAUGAAAGCUCGACCUAAUGAAAAACGAAACAUAAAACAUUAUAAUGCUCAACUUGAAUGGAAUGCAAUAAGUUGGAAUGAUGAAUAUGUUAAAGAAAAAACUGAAGAAUAUUUAGAAAUAUUUAAUAAACUUGGUGCAUCUUCUCAACAAUGUUUUGAAUAUGUAUCAUCAACGAAUUCUUCAGAUUCACCAAGAAUAAAACGUGGCCGACCAACAAAAGCAAACAAAAAAGAAGAUUCAAAUGAAACAAUAAAUCAAGAUAGUAAUGAAAAUAAUGAUCAAGCAAAAGAUAAGAUAGAAAAUAAGAAAAGAAAUUAUACACAUAAAAAACGUAAACAAAUCGAAGAAGAAUUGUUUGAAUCUCUAGAUAAAAUACCAAUUACAAGUAAUCUUCCAUUUGAACCAUUAUCAAAAGAAAAAAAACGACCUGCACAAGAACGUCUUUAUAAAGAAUUAAGUGCUAUUAAUGAACGAAUUGUUUCUUUAGUACAAGUUAAACAAAUGGGUUUAUUAACAGCAGAAAAUAGACAACAAUUAAAACAAUUAUUGAAAGAUAGAAGAAAAAAAGCUUAUGCCAUCAGAUAUCUUCAAGGAUGUCAAAGAGCUACAAAUAGAUAUAGAGAGAAACAAAGAAAAAUAGUUCAACAUUUAUAUGAGACAAAACCUGAACUACAUCCACAAUUAAGAAAAAUUUAUCGUCGUGGUGGUAAGCGACGACGAAUUGAAGAAAAAUAUCCUGAUUUAUUAGAAACAAUUGAAGAAAUUGCAAGAGCUGGUGGAGCAUGCGAUGAUGGAAGACGAUCGAGAACUAUACGACCUUGUUUAACAUUAGAUGAUUUAAGAGACAAACUUAAACAAAGAGGUUAUGAUAUUACAAGAUCAACAUUAUAUGAUCGUCUGUUACCUCGUCGUCCAUUAUCAAAAGAUGGUCGUCGUCAUACUAAUACUGCUCCAGUACGUCUUCGUCGUGCUCGACAUGAUGAUCAUGCAAGACAUGAAGAUGGCCAUUUUGCUACAGCAACAAUACGUUAUAUAAAAGAUUUAGCUUCAAUAUUUGGCAAUAAUUGUGUUUUUUAUUUAUCACAAGAUGAUAAAUGUAAAGUUCCAUUAGGUUUACCUGCAGCUAGACUUCAAGCAUCAAUGUUAAUGCAUUUGGAUUAUCGAAUACGUUUACCAGAUCAUGAUUGGAUUGUUGCACCUCGACAUCAAUUAAUACCAAGUGUAUAUGCUGGAUGCCUUUUAUCUCAAGAUGGAGAUUUAAGUUAUUCAGGUCCAACAUAUAUAGCUAUACGUUCAGCUAAACAUGAUUUAUCAACUGCUGAAUCUCAUGCGAUAGAUUUUGAUCGUCUUGUUUGUUUAAAAGAAUUUGAAAAUGUAGCACGUAAUGAAACUGGACAAGUCAAACCGAUUGUUAUUGUUACGGUUGAUGGUGGUCCUGAUGAAAAUCCACGUUUUCCUAAAACACUUGUUUCAAGUAUUAAAAAAUUUAAAAAAUAUAAUUUAGAUGCACUUUUUGUUCUCACACAUGCUCCUGGUCAAUCAGCUUAUAAUAUAGUUGAAAGUCGUAUGGCACCAUUAUCUCAUGAUCUAGCUGGUCUUACAUUACCAUAUGAUCAUUUUGGUUCACAUUUAAGUGAUUCAGGUGUAACAAUAAAUAUUGAUUUAGAAAAAUUAAAUUUUCGUAAAGCUGGACAAAUCUUAGCUGAAACAUGGAAUCAAACUGUUAUUGAUGGAUUUCCAUGUUUUGCUGAAUAUAUUAAUCCACCAAUGACAUCAAAAGAUGAACGGCGACGAGUGGAUACUAAAAUUAUCAUGGAUGAACUUUUACGAAAAAUUUGUGCUGAAGAAGAAGCAGAAGAAGGACAUGAAUUUCGUAUUCAUGCAUCGGAUGAAUAUUAUGAAGAAAAUGCUCGUGCACAAAGAGAAAAUUUAGGUGAACAACCAAGAUAUGAUAUUGAUGAAUAUUGGUGUUCUAUACAUGUUGUACAAACACAAUAUACAUUACAAAUUAUUCGUUGUAAUUCAAUUAAAUGUUGUGGUUCAUGGCGUUCGAAUUAUGUUCAAGUAUUUCCUCAUCGAUUUUUACCAUCACCUGUACCAUUUGAACGUACUAUGUAUGGUAUUAGAAUGGCUGAGAAAGAUUAUCAAAAAGGACAAUUUUAUGGAUCGUUAUUUCAACGAAUUCAAUUUCAUGGUAUUGUUAUUCAGCAUACUCAGAAUGAAAUGUUACCAUUUGAUUAUUGUUGUCCAUCAAUAAAAAAAGAAUUAAAAAGACGUACAUGUAAAAUAUGUAACCAAUACAUUCCAUCAGCAUAUCGUAUGAAAAAUCACUAUAAAAUUCAUGCACAACAUUAUGAAGAUUUUGAUCACGAUCAAGAUGAUACAUUGCCGCCACCAGCAAUAGAUGAUAAGACAAGAAAUUCAAAUGAAAAUCAAUCAACAACAAUAUCUACACUUAAAACAGAAAUUUUAGAUUGGCUUCAAUCAGAUUUUGAUAAGUGUGAUUAG